UACUUAAAUCAAAAAUGAAAAGCUUCACUUCCAAUAGAAACGUUUUUAUUUUAAACAUGCUCAUAAUUAAAUGUAUGAUCACGCUCAUGCAUGUGCAAGAAGAAGCAGUUGGCUGAGUUCAGUUAUUCUUGUUUGCUGUCGGUUCGGACCGAAAAAGUAAUUUCGUGUAUUUCCUUUGAUAUUUUGUGAACAAAAUGAAUAACUCGUUGCAAAUUGGACAUUCUGUUUAUAAUUUCGAUAACGCUGAAUCAGAAGAAGUGUGUGAAAAUUUAGAAGGAGUUGUUGUUGCUACCACACCAGUUGUUGACAAUGACGAUGAGGAGAAGAUGGUCGAGCUGCUAAAAGAAUUCGAAAUGGAGAAUGUUUUGCCAUUCCUAAAAGGUGAGAAAUGACUUAAUAAAUUAAUAUUUUAAUCAACUUAAUUAAUUCUCUAUUAUUAUAUCCGACCGCGAUCUGCAGCUUCGCAGAUAACUUUUAGAAGCCUUAAAUUUCUUAGAGGUGCUGACCUAAAGGAAGCCAUUCCGCCGCUGGGUCUACGUGUGGAGUUUAGAGAGAAAUUAUUCAUGUGGAAGAAGAAAGAGAAUCAACAUUUGACUAACGGGAACCGGGACGACCUCAUAAGCGUUGUCAUUGACGAAGUUAUUGCAAAUGACAUUAUACUAAGAGGGAAUGAUUUUGUGAAUUUGCUAGAGCAGAUAAUAAAUCUCUUUCCAAACGAAAAGGGUGCCCGGGAAUACUAUUAUAUUCCGCGCAAGGGUAAAAAAUGCCCUAGUGGAAAGCUGUACGGGAAAUACGUCAAUCAACGCAGUAAGAAAAGGAAGACAAUAUACCUUGAACAAAACACACCAUCACCUGCUAGUACUAAGACUAAUCCUUCCACGAAAAAUUACGAAGUUCCUGAAAUUUAUUUUACGAUGUGUAGAGCAUUAAAAGCAUCUCUCAGUAGAAGCAUUGCAGAUUGGAAUGAAGUCAGAGAUAAAUGGCAAAAGACAUUUAACUUGCGACAGAAUGACAUAAAGGAACUGACCAACAUUGAUUUUCUCCAAGCGUGGCCCAAAUAUUCUGAUUCGCGGGCUCCUGACUUGAUAAAACUUGACUUCAACCUGACAAGGAGGAUUGCUUGUAUUCGAAAUGGGAAAUGUUUACGGAAAAAAUUCAACGAUUUUAUGAAACUAAUCUACACAACGAUUUCUGCAAACAGCUCUUUUCUCUUGCUAAAGCUUCAACGAACAAAGAUACGCAAGACUACAUUCUUACAACGCUGCUGAAUGGAGUUCUUCCACCUUCAUCAAGGUUUCAAAGUUCCUGCGGAAAGCUAAGAAAGAAAGCAACAAUAGCAGACUCGCAACAAAGCUUUGUUUUACGAUUAACUUCAAUCAACGAUUACGAAAGGAAAAUUACUGAGUUGAUAAGUAUGUACUAUUCUGCAGGAAUGACAAUACAGCCUUUUAUAAUUGUGGAAGGAAUAGCUGAGGGUGAUAUAACAGGAUUUUAUAUAUAUUUUGAUAAAACAUUGUAUAAAUUUGAUUCGUUUCUAGAAUGCCUAGAUAUCUGUUUCAAAAUUUUUCACACUCUUUGCCUAAAAUAUCCUCAGGCAUGUGAAACUUCUUGGGUUUUUUUACAACAGUUUUUUUUGGAAAUUUAUACUGAAUAUGACUGCAAGCCGGCAAAUUUAACGUCUCUUUUGAAUUUUAUGACAUAUAAUUAAUUGCUUUAAAAUGUUUAUUUGCUUCGAGUGCCACAAAAAAUUUGCAGAAAUUGAUACCUUAAUAUGUCAUUUUAAAGUAGAUCAUAAGCUUUCUACGAAACUUUUACCACUGCAAUGCAAGCAAGAUAACUGUAAUCAAUUAUUUACAAAAUUUACUUCGUUCCGCAAUCAUUUACAAAAUACUCAUACAAAAUUUAAAAACACAUACGAACCAAACGUAACUCCAACUGAAGCUAUAACGAUACCGAUUUUAAGUAAUAAUUUAAGUACGGAAACAGAACCUCAAGAUGUUGAUAAUUCAUCAAUGCAAAAUAUUGUUAAUGAAACUAAAAAUCUAAAGAAAAAGGCACUGUAUUUAUCUUUAAGUUUGUAUGCUCAAAACAAUUUGCCUAGGAAACAAGUAAUCGAUAUUCAGACUAUGGUAUCUUCUUUGCUUUUGUCCGUAUCCUUUACUAUUCAGCAUGUAUUAAGCUCAGAGGCUAUCAGUGAUGUCAAUGAAGACUUACAAUUAUUGCUAGAGUUUUGCAAGAACCCAUUUCAGGAAAUAAGUUCCGAAUAUAGGCUUUUAAGAUAUUAAAGGAGCUUAAUUUAUAUGAACAUCCAAAGACUAUAAUCAUUAAAAAAUCUGUUACUGAAACAACAAAACACGGGAACCCAACCUUAACUCCUAAAUCUUUCGACAUAUAUAUUAUGCCUUUAAAUUUUCAGUUCAAAGCUAUUUUUGAGAGUCCAUGCCUUCUGGAGAGCACAUUACAGAACACAGAAAGAUACUUGAAAGAAAGUAGUAUACAGAACUUUGUUAGCGGCGAAAUAUUUAAAUCACGAAAAGAUAAAAUUCAAUCUGAGUUAGUUAUACCAUAUAUUCUUUAUUUUGAUGAUUUCCAAAUCAACAACGCGCUUGGCAGCCAUACUUACUCGAUAUGUGGAUGCUAUUUUAGUUUUCCGUCAAUGCCAAAACAUCUGUUAUCAAAACUAGAAUACAUUUUCCAUGGAGCUUUCAUUUCAACAAAAACAGUUAAAUGCAGUGGUGUUGAGAACUCGUUUUAUUACCUUGUAGAAGAGCUAAAGCUCCUUGAAGAAGGCAUUGAAAUUUUAACAAAAAAUGGAAAUAAAAAAGUUCAUUUUAUAUUAGGUUUAGUAAUAGGAGGCAAUUUAGCCGUUAAUAGCAUAAUGGGGUUUGUUCAAUCUUUUAAUUCUAAGAGAUACUGUCGUGUUUGCACUAGGACUAAAGACCAAAUGAGAAACGAUGUAUCAGAAAAACAAGAAGCUUUGAGAGAUGACGAAAGCUAUUACAAAGACUUAUUAGAAAAUAAUUAUCAGGAAACCGGAAUAAGGGAAGUUUGUGUUUUUGAUAGCUUGAAAUAUUUCAAUGUGACCGAAAAUUUUUCAUUUGAUUUAAUGCAUGAUGUUUUCGAAGGAGUUUGCAUAUAUGAUGUUUGUAAUGUUUUGUUAAGCUUAAUCAAAGAUAAGGUCAUAACACUCGAUAUUAUAAACAGCAGAAAACAAUUUUUCCAGUUUGGUAAAAUAGAAAUAGGCAAAAAAUCUCCCCAUUUAGAAGCCGGUAGAUUAAAAACUUAUAAUCUAAAAAUGUCUGCUUCUGAACCACUAAUGAUAGGAGACUUGAUACCACGAGAUAACGAACACUGGACUUUUUUUUAAUUCUGUCACAAAUAAUCGAAUACUUAUUAAAACCGCAGAUUUCCACUGACGAGCUAGUUUGUUUAGAAGAGCUGAUUAAAUCGCAUCCCUCUAUUCAUAUUAGGCUUUUUGGGAUAUUAAAACCCAAACAUCAUUUCCUUGUGCACUACGCCACAGCUAUUAAAAACUGCGGACCUCUUAAAUACAUUUGGAGCAUGCGUUUUGAAGCGAAGCAUAAAGAAGCUAAAGUAUAUUUUACAAGCAUAACAUCGAGAAUUAAUCCUCCAUAUUCCUUAGCAAUAAAGUCCAGCUUAAAAUUUUCAAAAUUUUUGUUAGAUAACGAAAAAUCAUUUGAAUCAAUUAUUAGAUAUAAAAAUUACGAAAUUUUAGAUUUGACGAAA
This is a messenger RNA of Rhagoletis zephyria (snowberry fruit fly), 3747 nucleotides long. RefSeq lists its product as uncharacterized. The record is from RefSeq and is a predicted model, not a curated record. Lineage: Eukaryota; Metazoa; Arthropoda; Insecta; Diptera; Tephritidae.